Molecule: messenger RNA, 3133 nt
Organism: Camellia sinensis
Lineage: Eukaryota; Viridiplantae; Streptophyta; Magnoliopsida; Ericales; Theaceae
Source: RefSeq, a predicted model, not a curated record
CACAAACGUACACUACCGUCUUCCUUCUUUCGAACUGUGCUUUCAAGUUCCAGCAAAGAGAGACUGUUUCAUAAAACAGAGAAAACAAAAACAGAAUCAACAACAAAAAAAACAGAAAAAACGAAAAUGGAAAACAAAACGAAGAUCAAAAUCGCAUUCACGAUCGCGACAAUCGCUUGCUUCGCAGCAAUCUCCGUCUUCAUCACCGCACAGUAUCGAAAGCAACGAAAGCAAAAACAACAAUCUCGAAACACUUGUUACUUGAAAACAGAACCAAAGCCUCAGGACGCUUUCAAGCGAGUCUUGGCUGAUAACUCAUUCUCUGCAUUCAAACACCUCAACCACAACAAAGCAGAGAAUUUGAGUAGCGAACACCCUUACAAAGCCGAGAUUGAGGCUCUAUUGAAGAGUGAUCGAGUCGAAUUCGAAUUCGUUGAUGAUGGAAAUGUGGAUUUGGAAUUGAGCGAUUCGUAUGUUUGGAUUGAAAAAGAGUCGCAGUUGCAGGAACUUGCUAUGUUUGCUGUUGAUACUGAACAGCAUAGCUUGCGAUCCUUUUUAGGCUUUACAGCUCUUAUACAGAUAUCUACUCGGAGGGAAGAUUUUCUGGUCGACACGAUUGCUCUGCAUGAUGUAAUGGGUAUUCUUGGUCCUGUUUUUGCCAAUCCUGCAAUUUGUAAGGUGUUUCAUGGUGCUGACAAUGAUGUUCUUUGGCUGCAAAGAGAUUUUCAUAUUUACAUUGUUAAUUUAUUUGAUACUGCAAAGGCUUGUGACGUGCUAUUGAAGCCCCAAAAAUCAUUAGCAUACUUACUUGAAACAUACUGUGGUGUCAUCACAAACAAACAGUUACAGCGUGAAGACUGGAGACAGCGUCCACUGCCGGUAGAAAUGGUGCAAUAUGCUCUAACGGAUGCCCAUUAUUUGUUGUAUAUUGCGCAUUGUCUUGCUUCCGAGCUAAUACAACAGGACAGUGAAAAUUCAGCUUCUCCCGAUGACAAAUUCCGUUUUGUUCUCGAGGCCAGCCGGCGUUCAAAUGCAAUUUGUCUGCAACUUUUCUCUAAAGAGAUUGAGGCUUCUCCAGGAGAGUCUGCUGCUUCAUCAAUUAUUUCUCGUAAUUUGAAUGAUCAAGGAGGUCUUUCAUCACAUUUUAGUGACACUCAGUUUCAGGAUCUAGUGAGAAGAUUGUGUACCUGGAGGGAUUUAAUGGCACGCGUUCAUGAUGAGAGCUUGAGAUAUGUAUUAUCAGAUCAUGCUAUUAUUAGUCUUGUGCAUAAAGUUCCAGCAUCUGAAACAGAAAUUUAUGACUCCGUAUCCCAAGCUGAUUUAAACAUUGAUUCUUCAAAUCUUACUGUUUCUCUCCAAUCUCCAUCACCUGUUAUUUGUAGUCAUUUGGAAGACUUUGAUUAUUUGUUCCAAGACGAGAUAAACAACCUGGAAGAUAUUUUUCAACUGAUUCUUCAAAACCACCUGGGUCCAAAUGGGAGCUGCCCUCUGACUGUUUAUAAUUAUGCUUUGUUGUCUAGAAAUAACCUCAUACUAGCAAGUAGGCUCGUUUCCAAACAAAACGGAUUUAGAAAUGCAAAACAACUUGGUAAGAAGGCAUCUCGAGAGCUAUUUGUUCAAAAAUUUUCUUGCAAAUCUCCUGUUUAUCAUAAUUGUAGGAUCUAUGCAAAUGAUGGACGGUUACUAUGCUAUUGUGAUCGCAGAAAGCUUGAGUGGUAUCUUCGUAGAGAUCUAGCAAAAAUUGUUGAUGAGAAUCCACCUGCCAUUAUGCUUUUAUUUGAACCUAAAGGUCGUCCAGAAGAUGAGGAUAAUGACUUCUACAUUCAUAGUAAGAAAAAUAUAUGUGUUGGCUGUGGUGAAGGAAAUCACUAUUUACGCUACCGAAUAAUACCAUCAUGCUACAGAAUGCACUUUCCAGAGCAUCUGAAAAGCCAUCGUUCUCAUGAUAUUGUCUUACUUUGUGUGGACUGUCAUGAAAUUGCUCAUGCUGCUGCUGAGAAGUAUAAGAAAAAGAUUGCUGCAGAAUUUGGAAUACCACUUUUCGUUCGUAAAGUAGUUGAUUCUAGACAAACCCAAGAUGCAUCUGGGACAUCUGCAUCUCAUGAUGGGACAGGUGUGUCUCCUCUACAAUUGCGAACGGCAGCUAUGGCUCUCCUACGCCAUGGCCAGAGAAUGCCAUCCAAUCGCCGCGAGGAACUGAUUCAGAUUGUCAUGAAGUAUUAUGGAGGGCGGGAAAUAUCAGAGGAAGAUUUGGAAAGAGCUCUGCUAGUAGGAAUGACUCCUCAUGAGAGACGACGCCUUGUGAAAAAGAGGGGAUCAGCAUAUAAAAAGUCUACUAAGAGUGUCAUUCCAGAGGAGCAGGAGAGUUGUGAUUCACUUGCUUCUACAGGAAAAACAUGUAGCAAAGAAGAUAGUAACCUUUUGGCAGCAGAGGAUAUGGAUGUAAGCAGCUUCACCUUAUGUUCUGAUCUGGACGUUAAUGCAGAAACCUUGGCUGAUAAUAACGAGGUCACUGACUCUGACAGAAGUAGAGUUUAUGAGACUAAAUGCAUCUCCAUUGUGGAUACUGAUGUUAAUGAAAGUAUAAGUCCAUCGAAUGGUACAGUAAAUUCAGUUUCUGAUGGAACUAUCUCACCUAAACAUAAUCCAAAGCUAUCACUACUGGGACAUGGACCACAUGGGAAACAAGUUGUGGAUCAUCUACUGAAAGGAUAUGGGGAAGAUGGAAUUAGUCAGUUUUGCCAGAGAUGGAGACAAGUCUUUGUUGAAGCUGUCCAUCCUCAUUUUUUACCUGCUGGCUGGGACGUAAUGCACAGUGGUAGAAGAGACUUUGGUGAAUAUAGUGUGUACAAUCCUGCCAAGAAAGUUUCUGCAACUGCUCAGGAUUAGCUUCACACAAUCAAGGUACUACUGCAGUUCAGAGAUCAUGCAAAGUUCAUAUGCCAGCAUUAGACAUUGCAUUCACAUCAAAUACAAUAGUUUUUUUCCUUUUUUUUGUUUUUGUGAAUUGAGCAGAGAGAAUUCUCAGUUUAAAGCUCCCCUUCUGUUGUAUGUUCCUCAAUUUUUUGUUUUUUCAAUCUUUUUAAUCUGCAAUAAGAGAAGUAAUCUCCGCCUGUGACUAUGAUGUGGAUCA